Molecule: messenger RNA, 1881 nt
Organism: Dermatophagoides farinae (American house dust mite)
Lineage: Eukaryota; Metazoa; Arthropoda; Arachnida; Sarcoptiformes; Pyroglyphidae
Source: RefSeq, a predicted model, not a curated record
CAGAAUCAUAAUUCAUCAUCACCAAAUUCAAUAUCAUCAUCAUCAUCACCGACACCAUUAUCGCCUGGAAGUUAUCAUGUUCGUCAUCAUCGUCAUGAUUUAUUGAUUGGUAAUAAUAAUUUGAAAGAAAAUCUGAAUAUGAUGAGCACUGUGAUGAACAAUAAUACAAAUUCCACGGCAGCAAAUACUUUAACAACACCCACAACGACAACAUUAUCGAUACAAACUAAUAAUAAUAAAAUCAAUACAGCAACGCCUAAUAAAGGAACCAAUCGUAAAGGUAGCAGCAAUAUUAAUAAUAAAGAGAAUACAACGAAAAAUGGUCGAAAUUCUGGUCAAAAUAAUCAUCACGAUACAUUGAUAAUGAAUAAUGGACGUCGUAAUAGUCAACAACAAAAACAGCAAAAGCAACAGCCAUCAUCAAUUUCAUUAUCUGAAAUGUCUAUACGAACAACAAAAACAACAUCAUCAACUAAUGCUAGUCCAACAUCAUUGUCUGAAACAUCGUCUAUCGAUCAUACAUCAUCAAUAUGUAUUAAUAAUCGUCAUAAUAAUAAUAAUUUAAUGGCGGAUAAAUAUCAUCAAAAUCAUAAUAAUGAUUCAACAUCAUCGAUAGCUAAUAAUGGUGAUCUGGAUAUUUGCAUGUCAUCACCGGAUAUACUUUCAUCUGAUGAUCAUGAUAUGAACAACAUGUCUUCUAAUAAUGAUAAUGAUAACCUAAUUGGCAAUAGUAAUCAUAAUAAUUAUUCGAUUAAUAAUAAUCAUAAUCAUCGUAAUGGUAAUGGUGGUGGUGGUGGUACAUCAAGUUCAUUAUCACGCCGUAGUUGUUCAUCACCAAGUUUAGCUAGUGAAGAUUGUGGCAGUGAUGAUGAAAAUGAUGAUGAUCCACAUGAUAGUAAACGUCGCCGGACACGUACAAAUUUCAAUGGUUGGCAAUUGGAAGAAUUGGAAAAAGCAUUUGAAGCAAGUCAUUAUCCGGAUGUUUUUAUGCGUGAAGCAUUAGCAAUGCGUUUAGAUCUGGUGGAAUCACGAGUACAGGUGUGGUUUCAAAAUCGUCGUGCAAAAUGGCGUAAACGAGAAAAUACGAAAAAAGGACCGGGAAGGCCAGCACAUAAUGCACAUCCGCAAUCAUGUAGUGGUGAACCAAUACCACCGGAUGAGGUUGUUAAACGUGAACGAGAUAAAAAGGAGAAAAAAUUAAAAAAACAAUUGGAACGACAGGCCAAACGUUUGUUGCAAUCGAAAAAUAAACCCGGUGUAAACACUGCCACAUUAGCUGAAGCGAUACAGCAAACAUUAUGUGAAAUACGUUGCCUAAAUAUUUAUGCAAAAGAACCAGAAACUUUGAUUGGCGGUGAAUUAUUCGCCCUAUUAGUUGAUGCAUUGACCACCGAUGGUUGUAAUGAGUUGCUAAAAAAUGUAUUCGAAAAUCGGCAUUCGAAUAUUCAAUCGAAAAAAUCCAUUUCAUCGUCUUCAUCUUCAUCAUCGCCACCACCGCCGCCGCAUUCGAUCAAUUUCAAUAGUUUUAAUGCAGCAGCAGCGGCAGCCGCUGCCGCUGCUGUAGCUGCUGCUGCCAAUAUGAAUGGAUCAAAUGGUAGUUUAAACGCGGUGGCCACUAAUGCUAAUUCACCGAAUAGUUAUUCGAACCAUCAUCAUCUUCAUACAAAUCACCAUUAUCAUCAUCAUCAACAGCAGCAAUCGGAAACAACCAAAACGAAUCCAUUUUCAAUUGAUAAUCUUCUUUCAUCUCGUCAUGUAUCCGGUUCAUUAUUUUCGGCUGCAGCAGCAGCAGCGGCAGCAGCUGCUGCUGCCGCAUCAAUUACACAACCGGCUGGAUUUUUAGUCAAAUCAAAUAAUAAUGGAAUUGUGAUUCCUAAAUGA